Messenger RNA from Saccostrea cuccullata (small rock oyster), 556 nucleotides. Its product is annotated as keratin-associated protein 19-2-like. The coding region runs from base 130 to 492 and encodes 120 amino acids. The transcript has 3 exons. Lineage: Eukaryota; Metazoa; Mollusca; Bivalvia; Ostreida; Ostreidae. The record is from RefSeq and is a predicted model, not a curated record.
UUUUCUUGAUAAAAACAAUUUCAAAUGUGGACAUAUAACAUUUAAGAGGUUUUAGCAGAAGUUGUAUAAAAGGAGAGUUUUAUCCGUUUUCUUCAUAACCGUCUCUGAGGCCCUAAAUAUCAACCAAGAAUGCUUAAGUCACUGUGCUUCCUAGUCCUGCUCUUCGUAGCCCUUAGCGAUGCCUUCUAUGGUAAAGGAUACGGUAAAAGCAUUGUUAUCCUCGGUGGAAAAGGAUUAGGUUUUGGAGGAUAUGGCGGAUAUGGAGGAUAUGGUGGCUUUAGAGGAUUUGGCGGAUAUGGAGGUAAAGGAUUUGGAGGAUAUGGAGGAUACGGCGGAUAUGGUGGAUAUGGCGGAUAUGGAGGAUAUGGCGGAUACGGAGGAUAUGGCGGAUAUGGCGGAUAUGGCGGAUACGGAGGAUAUGGCGGAUACGGAGGAUACGGAAAUUUUGGAUGGGGAGGAAAAGGUUUAGGAGGUGGAAAGGGCUACUAUUAAAGUUGAUGAAUGGUUACUUUUUAUUAUUGUUGCAUUUUUUCGUUAAAUAAAUGAUGUAAAAUAA